This is a messenger RNA of Chenopodium quinoa (quinoa), 1845 nucleotides long. Its product is annotated as PTI1-like tyrosine-protein kinase 3. NCBI's taxonomy places the organism in Eukaryota, Viridiplantae, Streptophyta, Magnoliopsida, Caryophyllales, Amaranthaceae. Gene Ontology annotation, biological process: protein phosphorylation. The transcript is spliced from 8 exons. Gene Ontology annotation, molecular function: ATP binding; protein tyrosine kinase activity. The record is from RefSeq and is a predicted model, not a curated record. The coding region runs from base 435 to 1535 and encodes 366 amino acids.
ACAAUACAAUUCAAUUAAUCAAUCAAACACACUAAAAAAGAUUCCUCAAACUACUCCCACACGGUUCCAACCCACCGGCCUAUUUCUUAUUUCUUCCUUUUUGGUCCGCCCAAUUUUUAUUUUAUUUAAUUUCAUAAAAAUCAUAUAUUUUUCUUCGUAAUAAUUUAUAUUUUGCUUCAAAUAUAAUCCUCUAAUUUGUAUUUGUACAUCUGUCUUCAUUUCUUGUUUCUUCUUCCUCUUUCUCCCACCUCACCCAAAAAUACAGCGAACCAGAAAAAUCAAAAUUAAUUUUCCAAAUUAAAAUUCAAAUUGUUUACCAUUUUCUCUCUCCUUGGCCAAACCCAGGUAAGGCACAUGCACCGCCCCCUGGCCACUUUGUACGAUUGCAAGGACAUUCUCGAGACGAUUUAAGUUUGAGAAGGCCAACAUCGAGAAUGCGGCGGUGGCUUUGUUGUACUUGCCGUGUCGAAGAGUCUUACCCAUCAAAUGAUGAACCCCUUAAAAGCCCGAGGAACAAUGCGGAAAGAGCUGUAAGGAACCAAAAGCCAACAGCACCUGUAAAGGAAGAUGUGCAGAAGUCAGCACCACCACCAAUUGAAGUGCCUAUCUUGUCUUUGGAUGAGCUAAAGGAAAAAACUGAUAACUUUGGUUCCAAAGCAUUAAUUGGCGAAGGUUCCUAUGGAAGAGUGUAUUAUGCUACUUUGGAGAAUGGGAAGGAAGUGGCUGUGAAAAAGCUUGAUGUUUCCCAAGAACCAGAGUCCAAUGUUGAGUUUUUGACACAGGUUUCUAGAGUAUCAAGGUUGAAGCAUGAAAAUAUUGUUGAGUUGCAAGGCUACUGUGUAGAGGGAAACAUGCGGGUGUUAACUUACGAGUUUGCUACCAUGGGAUCCUUGCAUGAUAUUUUGCAUGGCAGGAAAGGUGUUCAAGGUGCGCAACCUGGUCCAGUGCUCGACUGGAUGCAGCGAGUAAAAAUUGCUGUUGAUGCCGCAAGGGGAUUGGAAUAUCUUCAUGAGAAGAUUCAACCUGCUAUUAUUCACAGGGAUAUUAGAUCUAGUAAUGUCCUCUUGUUUGAAGAUUUCAAAGCCAAGAUUGCAGAUUUUAAUCUUUCAAAUCAGGCUCCUGAUAUGGCUGCCCGUCUUCAUUCCACCAGGGUUUUGGGCACCUUCGGAUAUCAUGCACCAGAGUAUGCAAUGACUGGACAGUUGACGCAAAAGAGUGAUGUGUACAGUUUUGGUGUGGUUCUUUUGGAGCUUUUAACUGGCCGCAAACCCGUUGAUCAUACCAUGCCUCGUGGUCAGCAAAGUCUUGUUACUUGGGCAACUCCAAGGCUUAGUGAAGAUAAAGUUAAGCAGUGUGUUGACCCCAGAUUGAAGGAUUACCCUGCAAAAGGAGUUGCUAAGCUGGCUGCUGUCGCAGCCCUAUGUGUUCAGUAUGAAGGUGAAUUUAGGCCAAACAUGAGCAUCGUUGUCAAAGCACUCCAGCCGUUACUAAAGCCACCUGCACCUGCACCAGUAUCAGCUCCGGAAGCAACUUAAUAGAGAGAAAUAUUACUAUCAAAUUCAUUGCGUUGAUUGUGUUAGAAAAAUUCUUCGACUGUUUGGUUUUCUUGUUUCUGGACUAUUGGCAGGCUUUUGUUCAUCAGCAUAUAUAUCCCUAUUUUUUUUAUUCAUUCCUGAGUUUGUUUGGAUUUAAAAAAAGAGUUUGAUGUCUCGAAAAUCCAUUGCGAGUCUUUUUUGUGCUUUUACGGAUUACUCGACUAUUUGUGUGAGAAGAAUAGAUAAUGUGAGCAAAUUCAAAAUUCGAAAACGUCAAUAGACGUAUACUCAUUACUCGGUAUUUAUUUCA